Messenger RNA from Sciurus carolinensis (gray squirrel), 827 nucleotides. Its product is annotated as interleukin-3 receptor subunit alpha-like. Lineage: Eukaryota; Metazoa; Chordata; Mammalia; Rodentia; Sciuridae. Bases 211 to 735 code for a protein of 174 amino acids. The transcript has 5 exons. The record is from RefSeq and is a predicted model, not a curated record. Gene Ontology annotation, molecular function: protein binding.
CCUCCGCGCUGCGCGUCCACCCGGGAGCGACCCUUGAGGAGCGAGCGGCCCCGCAGCGAGCCUUGUCAGGGCCUUUGCGAGCCGCGGCCCCGCGCUCCGCCGGCCGCUGUCCCCGGGGGACCUGGGUCCUGGGCCACCAACCCAGGGGCGCACCCGACGCGCAGGACCGCAGCUGGGCAGAGGGCGCCACCCGCCUGGCCGGUCCAGCUCAUGGCGACCCUGAUGUCCGCGUGGCUCCUGAUGGUUCUGACCCGGGCCCUGUGCGAGGCAGACCAGCAGCUGGACAGGACAACCGAGGACAACGUCUCUCCUAUCAUCGACCUGAAGCUCCACCCACGGAAAAAAACGCUGACCUGGAAUUACACAAGAGAUGUGACCGAACAUCACUGCAGGAUCGACACCCCACUGGAUCCUCCCAUGAGCAUGACCCCCCAGGUGACCGCAGGCCCCGCCUACAGGUGCGCCUUCCCCAACGCGCGGCUGCGCAGAGGGGCCACGCUGACCGUGCGCGGCUCCUCCCAGGGCCAUGGGUUCGCCGAGGUCCUGACCUUCCGGAACGCAGGCAAGGACGGCUCUGGAGCGGUGGGCUUCGCCUGCGUCCUCUACGACCUCCGCUUCAUGAACUGCAGCUGGGCACCCGGCCCCGCCGCCCCCGCCGACGUCCAGUACCACCUCUACCUCUGGAUGUCCAGGUGCGGCGGGUGGGGCGGGAAAACCAGAGCGGCUGAGAGCUAGACUCCAGAGGCACGGAGUCGCCUCCGCGAGAGGGCGCAGGACAUUAAAAGCACAGCUUCCCGGCCAUCCAGCCAGCCCGGGACGGGGCGUUA